Molecule: messenger RNA, 4654 nt
Organism: Toxoplasma gondii ME49
Lineage: Eukaryota; Apicomplexa; Conoidasida; Eucoccidiorida; Sarcocystidae
Product: Mre11 DNA-binding domain-containing protein
Exons: 18
Coding region: 642-4373 (1243 amino acids)
Biological process (GO): double-strand break repair via homologous recombination; telomere maintenance; mitotic G2 DNA damage checkpoint signaling
Cellular component (GO): nucleus; Mre11 complex
Molecular function (GO): endonuclease activity; manganese ion binding
Source: RefSeq, a predicted model, not a curated record
AGUCGCAUUUCCGCAUGCCUCCGAGAGCGAAGAAGAGGAGGAUUUUUCGGUAAAGGCGGGCAGGAGAGAGACAGCAGUUUCUCCUUUGUCUUGACGCGAGGAGGGGAGCUCACCGGUCGUCUCCCGAGAAAACUCGUGACAUUGCAUUUUCCUGAUGCCUUUCUGCCCAAUUGACAGUGUCUGCUUUUUCCUCGUGAGACGCGUGUUUUCUUUGCCUCUCCCUAUUCGCUUUGGGCUCCUCUUUUCCUCCGGUUUUCUGUCUGUUGCUGAAACAUAGCUCGCUGGCGGUCCACGGACUUCCUCUGAAGUGGAAGAAAACUGUGAGUUCAACUGAAUUUCGCUCUCCGUUUUUCUCCCUCAUCCUUUGCCAGUUCGUUGUCUCUCUCUUCUUUUUCACCUUCGAAAACUGCUUUCGCCCUCCUCUUCCGUCUUCCCCGUCUUCUGCUUGCGUCUCCUCAGAGGCCCGCUGCGCCUUCACUCCCCUCCCUUCGUUCCCCUGUCUCCCCGACCGUGAAGUCUUUGAUUUCUUUUCGCUUCCUUCUCCUUACAAAUGUCACAUUGCCUUGACUGUGUGUGUCGGUUUUCUCCUUCGCUCCUUUCUUUCUCGGUGCAUUUUUCUCUAUCUUUCUCUGACUUUCCAGAUGGCUUCUGCUUUGCGCAGCGCGUUUGACGAGCUGCUUUCUCAGGGGGAGUUCGCCUUCGAGGAUACACCUCAGGAGACCGCGCGGCGUUCGCUUGUUCCUCAGAGAGGCGAAGUUUGCAACGGAGGGUCCUUGGCUGUCCAGGAAGACACCUGCAGUCCUCGUCUUUUUGCAGAAGACGAGGGCGCUGGGUGGACAGAUGAAGUUCGCGACAGAGGAAGACAAAGAAGUCCGCGACGCCUCCAGCCUGCCUCGCCGUUUCCUCCCGCGCAAGCGCCUUGCCGCGACACGCUUGGGGCUUCGGGUGUGCGUACACCCAACGCGGAAGCAAAUGAAGCGCGCGGCGCCGCUUCCAGGAAGCGCGAGAGACUCCACGAGAUGUCGGCUUCUUCCUCGAGAGACGAAUUCGAAGAGGACGUGGACGGAGGAAGAGCGCCUCGAGGCGAACAACGCAGACGGCCUCUCGAGAAAGCUGAGGGUCGAGCAACCGAAGGGAGGCCGUCCUCCAUCGGAGUCUCUUCGCCUGCCGACCGGGGCGCGUUCCUCAGAGGAAGGCGGCAUUCCUCUCAAAGAGAAUGGGGAGAAGCGACGCAGAGGACAGGCAGCGGGGAUGACAGAGAAAACGAAGAGGAAGGAGACAGGGGCCAGGACGAUGUUCUGCGGAUUCUUGUCGCGACCGACACGCACCUCGGCUACAAGGCAGACGACAGCGAGCGCGGAGGAGACAGUUUUGAAACGUUUCAAGAGAUUCUGGAAAUUGGAAGAAAUCUGAAAGUCGACUUCCUUCUCCAUGGCGGCGACUUGUUCGAUGAGAAUCGGCCGUCUCGAGCGACGUUAUACCGUACAUUUUGCCUGCUGAGGAAGUUCUGUUUCGGCGACGGCGCAGUCAGUUUCGAGGUGCUGGAAGGUGCCGCCGAGAGCAGAGGGCGUGGAGAACAGAGUCCACGAGACAGCGAGAGAGAGCUCGGGGAGAAACGCGGCAAGAAAGUCGACGGCUUCCGAUUCGGACUCAACUACCUGGAUGAAAACAUCAAUGUCUGCAUGCCGAUCUUCGCCAUGCACGGAAACCAUGACGACCCGGGGGAACAAUCCCACCUGUCGCCUCUCGAUUUGCUGGAAGCGGCGCAUCUGAUCAACUACUUCGGGCGGUGUGACGCUACAGACGAAGUGACCAUUAAACCGAUUCUCAUCAAAAAAGGCCAAACCAAGGUUGCAAUUUACGGUGUGGGGUGGAUUCGAGACGCCAGACUGCAUCGAGCCUUCAACAACGGAAAGGUUCGCUUUCUGGUGCCUUCUGCAUCCGCCGGCGAGGACUCGGUCGACGACUGGUUUAACAUCAUGGUGGUGCACCAAAACAUGUACAAGGGAGCCUUUGGAGGCCAGCCUGCGAAGAACUGCAUCCACGAACAAAUGCUUCCAGAUUUUCUGGACCUCGCCAUUUGGGGUCACGAACACGACUGCCACCUCGACUUGCGUGACGCGCCGCAAGGCACCUUUCGAGUUCUCCAGCCGGGGUCGUCGAUCGCGACUUCUCUCGUUGCCGGCGAAGCGUUGCCCAAGCACGUAUUUCUCUUGGAAAUUCGAGGCGAGAAUUACCGAGUGACUCCGCAGCGACUCCGGACAGUUCGUCCACUCCUUUUCGAGGACGUAGCCCUCUCAGACUUGCUCCACUCGCGGCCGCCGCUCGCGCCUGCGCUCUCGGGCGUACGGACUCCCCAGUCGCGAGUGUCGAACAGCGGAGCGGGGCGGAACCUGCAAACGGCUCAGCCUGCAGAAGAUCGAGACGUUUGGCAGCUUCUCACCGAUGCGGUUGAGGAACUUCUUUCUCGCUUCGCUCGUGAAAACCCAGAGAGUGAGCAAGACGGAGAACAAGGAGAAGCAAGUGUUGGAGGUGGAGCACGACAGCGGAAGGGAGGUCGAUCGAACGGUGGAGGGAGCAGGGAGACGAAGGCCGAAGAAGAAGAAGAAGCGUUCGAACUCUUUUGUAAUUACUCCACGAAGGAGAAGAAGAAACUUCCCUUGGUUCGUCUCCGAGUUGAACAUUCCGGAUUUUCCACCAUCAGCACCUCGCGCUUCGGCGCCCAGUUUGUCGGCCGAGUCGCCAACCCGGGCGACCUCCUCCAUUUUUACCGGAAACGGGCAUCCGCGAAUCACGCUCCAGGAGAGAAGCCGAGCCAGAGACUACCCGAUUUAGAAAUCGAAGAAAUUGCUGGCAACGAAACGUCGGAGAUUCGAGACAUUAUCUUCCACUUCCUCGAGGAAACAAACACCCUUGACUUGCUACCCGAACCGGAUUUCAAUGUGGCUGUCCAGGAUUUCGUUGUGAAAAUGGAUACCAAUGCCAUUGCGGCUUUCAUCGAUCGCAACGUGCAGGCCGCGAGGCGAGAAGCGAAGAUGAAACUGCGAGACGUUGCGCCAGACGCCUCAAAAGACGUGGAACCUGCAGAUGUGCAUGCACUCAUUGUGGAACGGACUCGAAGCAUCCGGGAGAAGCGGAUUCUCCAUGGUUUUCCGGACGACGAAGAACUUCUUGAGAGGGAGAGCAGUGCGCAGAAUCAAGAGCCUCGCCAACGCAGCACCCGUCAGGCGGGAGAAGCUGCACGAGAAGAGGAAGACGACUUUGCUGCAGACACUCUCGACACCAGACAUCUCCCUGAACGAAACGCAAGGCGCCAUGACGGCGAGACCGGUUUCUCUGACGACCACGAGUGGCAGGCGAGAGAGACGGAUUCUGACUUCUCAGACGAGGCUGGGAUUGCCUCUCGCGGCGGAAGAGGAAGUGGAUCGCAGUGGACGAGAAGAGGCCUCUCAACUCGUGGGGAGCAGACGCGCGGCGGGAAAGGCUUGUCUCUCGCAGCGAGUCAUCCCAGGGAGGAGACUUCUGUAGAAGCUUCAUGCCCUCAGCGCGGGCGGCGAGGCCGCGGCCGAGGCCACAACGCCGAAAAUCCAAGACGAGUGCGCGCUGGAAAGGCACAAAGUCGAGGUGACAGCGAAGACGACAGAGGCGCCCCUGGAGUGAGGAGAAAGGGACGAGUUUCAGGCUCGGGCUUUCGCGAAGAACAAGAAGACAGAAACGGAGAGGCAGACGGAAACCAGAGUCUCGCAAGGAGUUCGAGGUCAAGCCUGCGCGGUAGCAGCGACCGUGAGAAGCCGAUGAGUCAGCUGUCUGUGAAGAGGAAAGGAGCCUUUGGUGGCCUGUCUUCAGAGCCGAAACGACAACAAGCAGAUCUCCGGGCGUUUUUCCGACAUUCCCAAGUCGUUUCUUCUCCAGCUUCUGCUCAACCCCGUGGCCCGCAUGCAAACUCCGGGGGUGGCACCUCGCUCUCCCGCGUGCAUGCAACGGCUUCUGAGGGGGGGGGAAACGAGGAAGAGACUCCGAAUCCCCGGGUUGUUUCCUCUCGUCCUGGAGCAGAAACUGCUCUGUCUCAUGGAGUGGGUGCGUGUAGAGAGCUGACAAGCGUGUUUCCGGAAAGAGAAGGACGAGAAAUGAAACGCGGUGACGGAAAUCGAACUGCGAUGGCUGGAGGCUACUCUGUGGGGACUCAAGAAUUCACACGCAAGAGGCGAAGCAGCGUUGUGUCUGAGGAAGAGUGCCGACGAAAGGAGGAAGAAAGCAUGAUGGAUGAUGAAGAGGAAGACGAUGUCAUUCUUUCAUCUCUCGGCAGAGCCGCGGACUCGGCGUUCCGUAGAGGCGCGGACUGCAUUUCUUCCUCGUGGUCUCGGCGACGCUAAGGAGCUUCCCUGCGUCUUUUUCCGGUCUUUUGGAGCUUUACAGAGUGUUGCACGGGCCACAGUUGUCGCACAUUGCUUUUUUCAGUGGUCACAAAUUGUGUCAAUCGAUUUUUAUAGAGACUGUGCUGAGCCGAUUUGUCAUUACCUUUUCAUAUGGUACUUCUGAAGCCUAUGGGCGAUAGACCGUGCACGGAUCUAUAGAAGUCGAGACACUAAUUUCACAGGAUUCAGGAAAGCAAAGAGUUCUGUCGAUAGCAGCAUACGGCAACAGCAAGGCGUUG